ACUUCACUGAGUGAACUCGAAAGCUGUUGCCGAUUCUCCAAUGGCGCUUGCUCGCUACACCGUCGCGGUUCCUGUCGAAUCCUUAAAGCAGGUUAAGACUUCGAUUCUGAAACCAUCUGCUUCUUCUUCUUCUUCCGACUCUCACUUUCCACUCUUCUUCUCCGCUCGCAAGCCUCGAAGCGUUUCAAUCUCUUCCGGAAUCGGACGUAGACUCAGCCACUUUCAUGCUCCGGCUGCUCAGGCCGAGCCGCAGGAGUCUUCUCCGGCGAGUUUGGCCGCGGAGGCCUUCACUCAUUUCAAGCACGUGCUUUUGCCGAUCACCGAUCGCAAUCCCUAUCUCUCCGAAGGAACAAGACAGGCUAUAGCUACUUCUGCUGCUUUGGCGAACAAGUAUGGGGCUGACAUUACUGUUGUAGGAAUAUAGGAGUUUCCUUUGUUUGCAGUUAUUGAUGAGAAGCAGAAGGAAUCGAUUCCGGAGCAUGAAACGCAACUUUCGACCAUCCGCUGGCAUCUCUCCGAAGGUGGAUUCCAAGAAUUUAAGCUGUUAGAGCGACUUGGGGAAGGGGUCAACAAGCCAACAGCUAU
This is a messenger RNA of Fragaria vesca subsp. vesca, 585 nucleotides long. RefSeq lists its product as uncharacterized. The transcript has 4 exons. The record is from RefSeq and is a predicted model, not a curated record. Lineage: Eukaryota; Viridiplantae; Streptophyta; Magnoliopsida; Rosales; Rosaceae. The coding region runs from base 41 to 424 and encodes 127 amino acids.